Messenger RNA from Exophiala aquamarina CBS 119918, 834 nucleotides. RefSeq lists its product as uncharacterized. NCBI's taxonomy places the organism in Eukaryota, Fungi, Ascomycota, Eurotiomycetes, Chaetothyriales, Herpotrichiellaceae. Bases 1 to 834 code for a protein of 277 amino acids. The record is from RefSeq and is a predicted model, not a curated record. The transcript has 3 exons. Gene Ontology annotation, molecular function: hydrolase activity.
AUGGCUUGUUCACAGUGUUUCCAAGGCACAGUUAAAGCCGGAACGGCGCGUGGGAGCGAAAUCGACUACCAUGGCUACAAGGCUUAUGUUGUGACACCGUCUGCCAACGCCUCGACACGUCGAGCUGUCCAGGUUAUCAUCUCCGACGCCUUUGGUUGGGCGACACCGAACAUCCGCUUGCUUGCAGAUUCAUACGCCGAUAGAACUGGGAUGCGGGUAUACGUGCCGGACUUCAUGGAUGGCACUGCAGCACCGCAGUGGUUGAUGAAACACACGGAUCGAAUCCAGUCGGAAGGAGGUUGGUACGGCUGGCUGGUCAAACCAUGGCUCGUGCUGAACGCAGGCCUGGCCUUCGCCCCGUUCUUCUACCGCAAUUCUCCGCCGUCGCGGUAUUCUAGGGUCACCGGCUUUCUUGAACAGCUCCGCAACAAUAGCGAUGCAGGAAUCAAAGUAGGCGUCGUGGGCUUUUGCUGGGGAGGAUACCACGUCACGCGAUUAGCCCAUGGGGAGGUGGGCGCAGACGGGCGAGCCUUGAUCGACGCCGGAUUUUCGGCCCAUCCCAGCGCGUUGACGAUCCCGAAGGACAUCGAAGGAAUCACGCUACCCUACAGUGUUGCUGUCGGGGACGAAGAUUUCGCGUUGGGUCCCAAGCUUAUACAGCAGUUGCAAGAUGUUUUGAAAAGCAAGAAGGACGUUGACAGCGAGGUGGUCGUGUUGCGUGGCGCAAAGCACGGUUUCGCCGUUCGGGCAGAUCCAGCGGAUGAAGCAGCCAUGCAAGCUUCCAGAGAUGCUGAGGACCAGAUGGCACAGUGGUUUGAGCGCUUCCUUGUCUAG